Lotus japonicus is the source of this 1527-nucleotide messenger RNA. Its product is annotated as MYB-like transcription factor EOBI. The record is from RefSeq and is a predicted model, not a curated record. The transcript has 3 exons. Bases 172 to 1083 code for a protein of 303 amino acids. NCBI's taxonomy places the organism in Eukaryota, Viridiplantae, Streptophyta, Magnoliopsida, Fabales, Fabaceae. Gene Ontology annotation, biological process: regulation of DNA-templated transcription. Gene Ontology annotation, molecular function: catalytic activity; DNA-binding transcription factor activity; sequence-specific DNA binding. Gene Ontology annotation, cellular component: nucleus.
UCCAUGGGGAGUGUAUAUAUAAAGGCAUGGACAUGUAGACACACUCAUUGGAACUCAUUUCUAAAUUGCUACGAGUGUUAGCUUUAACCUUCUUACUUUAUACUCCUUGCUCUUGCACAAACAAAGCAAGAACAACUAGCUUGUAUAUCAUCAUUUUCAGUAACACUAGCUAUGUCUACAAUUCCAAAGAGAGAGUUAGGUUCUUCUAAUGAAGAAAGUGAGCUGAGAAGAGGUCCUUGGACUCUUGAAGAAGACAGCUUACUCAUACACUAUAUUGCUCGUCAUGGUGAAGGUCGUUGGAAUAUGUUGGCCAAAAGUGCAGGAUUGAAGAGGACUGGAAAAAGCUGCAGACUCAGAUGGUUGAAUUACUUGAAACCUGACAUCAAGAGAGGGAAUCUUACUCCACAGGAGCAGCUGCUGAUCCUUGAACUCCAUUCCAAGUGGGGCAACAGGUGGUCAAAAAUUGCUCAGCAUCUGCCAGGAAGAACAGACAACGAGAUUAAGAAUUACUGGAGAACAAGGGUGCAGAAACAGGCACGCCAACUCAACAUUGAGUCUGGUAGCAAGAGAUUCAUUGAUGCUGUCAAGUGUUUUUGGAUGCCAAGGUUGCUUCAAAAGAUGGAACAGAACCCCUCUCCCAGCAUUCACCCAUCCAUGACAAACAUGAAUUUUGGGAAUUCUGUAGAAGCUUCAACCAGUUCAAUGUCAACCAGCUUCAAUGUUCCUUCUAUGUGUCCAUCAUCUCCUCCACAAAGGGAAUUCAUAGAUGCUGCAAGCCAUUUAAGCACUGUGUCCAGCCCCAGCAAUAAUCCUUCCUCAGAUUCCUUCCAAUUUUCACAGCUGCAAGAAAUUUCUCAAUCUCCAAUAUGUGCUCCCAAUGUGUUUGAGAGCAAUGGUUACAGCUAUCCAAACCAGGAGAGUAGCUAUGUUGAUAAUAAUAGCUAUGGAUUGGAAGGUCUAAACCUAGAUCCCCUGCCUACAAUGGAAAAUUAUGACAUUUCUCAGUUUGAUUUUCAGUCUGUGGGGAGUGGCUGGAUGUUAGAAAACAUGGCUGAAGCUUUAUGGAACAUGGAUGCUAUGUGAAUGUAGCAGUGCAGAGAUCAACCAUGUUCUGUCACAAAAUCAUGUCUUAAUUUCAUGUCUCACCAAUAAAAUCUUGUCAUAUCAAGUAAAUAAGACAUAGUGGGGCAUUUACAAAGUUACGAGUAGUAUUUAAAUGACGUGUCAAAAUUUUAUUGGUGGAACAAGGAAUGAAAUAUAGUUUGGUGACAAGAGAUUUACUUCCCACAAUAUAGACAUUAGAAGGGCAUGCAUCUUAAGUUCUUUUUACUAUGAGAUGGUGUAAUAGAGAAAAGAAAAUUAAGGAUUCUUAUGCUAUGCUGAUUCUUAGAAACAAAAGAGUUUCAUUUGUAGAGAUUAGUACCUAAGGUUAUGUGAUGGUCUACAAGAAAAGAAGAAAAAAAAAUUCUAAUGUUAUAUUAUUGGCUUAAAAGCAUUUCAUGCCCCUGAUGUAUCAAGUUUGUGUAA